Messenger RNA from Tachysurus vachellii, 1674 nucleotides. Its product is annotated as transmembrane protein 238-like. The record is from RefSeq and is a predicted model, not a curated record. NCBI's taxonomy places the organism in Eukaryota, Metazoa, Chordata, Actinopteri, Siluriformes, Bagridae.
AGUCCCUACUGUGUGUGUGUGUGUGUGUGUGUGUGUGUGUGUGUGUGUUAACGUGGCAUGAUGUCGUCACACAGGGCGAGGACACCUCGCAGCACCGUAGCAGUCGGACUCGUUAAGCGAGUGCAGGAAUGUGGAGCGUCUCAGCUGCUCUGUUCUGUAACCCACACUGAGUUCUCUACAUGCUGGAGCUAUGGACUGCACUGCGUACAUCGGACGCUGCUUCGGCUUCUUCCUCCUGGCCCUUGUCCUGGACGUGGUCGGCCUCGUCCUGUUCCUGCUAGGCAUCCUCGCACCGCUCAGCUUCUGGGACUUCUUUGUGCUCUCUGGGCCCAUCAUCAUCUUCAUCAGCCUCAUGUUCUGGAUCUUUUGGUACUUGGGGAACCUCAACGUGCCGUACCAGCAGCUCUGGCCUGAAGGAGUGGACGAGGUGAAGAUAGGAAAGAAGAACGAAGGAUUAGGACGUAGCCGAGGGAUUAAGGGACUGUCAGAGAUUACGAGCAAAAGGGAGAAAUCAAGCACUUUAUACUUUAGUGGCCCUAUGAAGUCAUCACGGUUUACACAGAGGUGUCUGCCUUCAUCAUGACGUGUCUGAACUCUACGCAGCUCACACGCAGCUCACACGCAGCUCAUAUGCAGCUCACACACAGCUCACACACAGCUCUGUGCUCAACUCCCCAGGACUCAGUUUACAAUCUGCGCACUUUUUUGAAGGACGUUUGUUCUGAAAUCGCAACGCAGUCGAAUCGGCGAUGCAGCUGUUACUGAUCUGUAUUUAAACAUGAGAAAUAAAUGUGAUUUUGAUGGCUGAAGGUGAGUGGAAGUGGAAGACUGGUGUGCUGAGAAGUCACUGUAAUGACGCUCGGAUUCCACGCCGAAGCUGUCGGACUUGAAGAGCCAGUGUGUGUGUGUUAGGAAGCCUCUGAUACUAAACACACCACAGCACAUACACACGCAGAUCUUCACCAAACAAAACAGAAACCAGAAAUACAAAUUUAUUUGGUGUGAUGAUGAUGAUGAUGAUGAUGAUGAUGGUCAUGAUGAUGUCACUGCUGUAAAAUGAGAUCUUCAUUCUUCAGACAUUCUUAUUGCACUCUUACACAUACACACACACCCAGACACAGGGGCAUAGAUUACGCGGGGGACGCGGGGGACAUGUCCCCCGCACUUUUUAUAAAAAGUAAAUUCGUCCCCCUCACUUUUUUAGUGGAGAGUUGUGUUCACCACAUGUUGAGGUUUUAAUGGAGCAAUGUAUAGAAAUGCAGAGUGAUUUAAAAUUCAAAGAUACAAGAAAGUUAAAGAUAGUCUAUACAUGACGUUCACGGCAAUCAGUCACUCACUUGUCACGUCAUCAUCACGCGCCCCCAGUACUGUAGCUCGAGUCGCACCCGCGGUCCAGCGUUCGGUUACGAUGAGCUCAAAGUGGCAAAAAACGCUUCACUCCUUUUUUAUAAAAAUGUCAAGCAGCGUAAGUUGGCAUAUGGUAUCUGAAUUGUGUUGCACAAUGUUUAGUAACUCUGCCUGUUGCUCUUGUUGAAUAAUUAGCAAGUUUUAAUUUAAAGGAUUAUAAGGAAAAAUAGCUGACAAACGUUAUAUAAACUCUUUUAUAACGGCUUUUGUUUUAACAAGUGUGUUAUCAAAACCCUUCAAAUAAGAAUAAAGAUAAUGUUGAACUGA